ACAGCCCUUCAGCUCUGUUUCGUAUCCGCUGCUUGUCGAUCAUAUGAUUGAGAACGCGGCAGCUGCUUUUGCAGGGUUGACAGCCGGGAAGAAAAAACUCAGAACUGCAAGACGCUGAUUUUAGAGUAGUUUUUAUUUUUGUUGUUUUAUUUUGUAUGCAUUUGUGUAUAAACAAAUGAAUAACAACUUAAUAAAUAGUCAGCUUACGAUUGUUGACAGUACCGACGUGAUAACGUCCGCUGCUAAAACUUUGUGACCUUGGCAGCCCUGACGUAUUCGCAUUUUUGUUUACACGCCAAAGAAGUUUGUAUAUUGUGCUGGGUCUAGAUCCAGCGUUAAAAAAUGAAAUUGGAUAACUUUCGGCUAAUCGAUGAGGUACGACAGCGUCGUGCUCUUUGGGAUUCAACAAUGCAGCUCGGUGUACGCAAGGAUGUUGGCGCUCUGCAAUGGCAGGAGGUGGCAAACAAAAUGGAACUGGAUGUGGCAGCGUGCAAGAAGCGCUUUAAAGGAUUGCGUGAUAGCUAUCGCUCGGAAAUACGUAAAAUACAACAAAAGCGUAACGAAAACUCAAAUUGGCCAUAUUUUCGAGCUCUGGAAUUUCUGCGUAGUAUAUUCGAUCCAGAUAAUUUGGUUUCCUUCUCGCCGGUGCCCUUUGACAUGGAUACGUAUUGUUCAGACUUUGAGCAAAAUAAGCUGGAUGACUUUAUUGUUGAUGUCGAAAACGACGAUUCGUUCGAUUUUGAUAUUAUGGGUGAUAUAUUUAAGCGUGAUCCAGUCGACUCACAAAUGCACGAUUCUAGCUCCGAUAUGUCGCUGAUCAAAAGACAAAACUGUGAUGUGUCGAAUACAUCCUUCUCCAUGAACAGAUCAGACAUGGAAACCUCGCCCAGACUGCUAUCUCCGUUGCUACCCAAAGCACCAGCGGCAAAGCGUGCGAGACGUCGAAAGACAUCCUCCUCCACAGAUGGAACCUAUCAAAAUGGUUAUAUGACAACCAGAAAGUCGACGCCAGUGCCUGCCACAGCGGAAUCACCUGCCAAAGACGAUCCCGAUUAUAAUUUCUUAAUCAGUUUGCUGCCACAUGUAAAAACGUUAUCUAGUUUAAAUAACAUGAAGUUUCGUACAGAGGUCAGUCGAAUGCUGAUGGAGAUGAAUCAGCAGGAUAUGCAGUCGGCGGAACAUUUAGGCGCCUCCAGCUUACCAAAACGAAUCCCAGCACCAGCAACUAGCAGUUAUAGUCAUGAAAAUGACAGUGAGACAACAAAAUAUAGUUCGGGAAACGAUUUUCUAGCUCAUAGUUCUAUGGUCGAGUGUGAUGUUAAAAUCGAGAACGAGCCCCUGUAUUGAGGAUUGAUCAAGAAUUUAGUUUGUAUAUAUAAGAGUCAGACAUACAGAAAUGCCUAGAUUUUAAACCAUACACACAAUUGGCUGUAUCCAAAUUUUAGUUUUACGGCUUAUACCCAAUUUACAGAAAUUACAUCUGUUAAAUUGAACCUUACGACCUCAAUACCCAUACCCCUCCCAUAUUUUUUCCAUGCGGUAAUUAAUGUAAAAAAUAAUGAAGUUUUAAUAUAA
Molecule: messenger RNA, 1575 nt
Organism: Drosophila hydei
Lineage: Eukaryota; Metazoa; Arthropoda; Insecta; Diptera; Drosophilidae
Exons: 2
Coding region: 343-1347 (334 amino acids)
Biological process (GO): regulation of transcription by RNA polymerase II
Cellular component (GO): nucleus; transcription regulator complex
Molecular function (GO): DNA binding
Source: RefSeq, a predicted model, not a curated record